Hemibagrus wyckioides is the source of this 2290-nucleotide messenger RNA. Its product is annotated as FERM domain-containing protein 5-like. Bases 127 to 891 code for a protein of 254 amino acids. Lineage: Eukaryota; Metazoa; Chordata; Actinopteri; Siluriformes; Bagridae. The transcript is spliced from 2 exons. The record is from RefSeq and is a predicted model, not a curated record.
AGUGAGUACUCACAUGUCCAGUGUUUGACCCAGCUGCCUUCUAUCUCCGUUGCUCCCCCUCUCGCUUUUACAUGAACACACAGCAGCAAAACUAUACCCUGAUCAAGGAUUUUCCCACACGCCACCAUGGUGAAGUGUCUGAUCCGGAUCAAGACGAAAGUCAAUGUUCACCUGCGGAUGAUUAAUCACUGUUACCGGGAUGUGAAGGUGCGGGUGCUGACGUUGGGCCCCAGACUUCUGGGUAAUGUUUUGGGUGCUCUGCCCAUUAUACCCUCUCUACCAGAGUCCAGUAGCUCCUCAGGGAUCAGCCUCUCUCCAUUUGGGCAAAGCCUCAGAGCCGCAGAUGCAUCACAUGUAAGCAGUCACUUCACGCCUGAGCACUCCAUCUCUAGAAGCACUUCAUUACUGAGCACACACUACAGUGGUCCAGAGGGUAGAAAUGGGGAAGCAAGAUUUACAGAAGAAUCCCACAAGCCCUCCAGUGAUGUGUUACCCACGCCAGAAUUCAACAGCACACAUGACCAGGAGGUGAGGGAUCCAGAUUUAGUCCCUGAGAAAGAAGGUUCAUUUACCUACAGUGGAAGCCAUAAGCCUAGAGGGGGAGUUUUUCACCUGGGAAAACUCAAACCACACACUGGUGGCAUGGAAACACAGCAGGCUGGGGAGAUGAUGGGCAUGUUGGCAUGGAUGAUUUUAGUGAUGCUUGCUCUGCUCUUGGCCCUCCUUCUGCUUCUCAUCGCUCUAACAGAAUCACAACUUGACGUACCUUUUCUGAGAGACAUCCGCGAGACACCUGAAUUCCAGCAGCUCCACUAUGCCUACUUUUGUCCACUGAGACGCUGGCUGACCUGUACAUUGCGGUGGAUGGGGGUCCAACUCAUUAAGGAAUGAUGGGAUAUAAUGAUCCUCUCUCCACAUCUUGAUAUCUUUUAUCUGUUUUUUUUUUCUUUUUGCUGCUGAGAUACAACUGUGCACUGUGCUUUGUUUGUUAUAUCUAAAAUUUUCCAUCAUCAUCAAUUCUCUGACUUGUGACAAAACAACCAAUGGAACAAAAAAAGUUCCUUUUUAUUUUAAAAAAGGACAAUAGACAGGAAACAGACUGUUCUCGAUGCAGGUGGUUAUGUGGUAUAGGCAACGCAAAUGUAAAUAAGGGUUCAAAUUUGAAUAAAAUGAUUAUUAAGGGGCACAAUGAAGCAAGCAGCUCUAAAACCCAGUCAAAUCAGCACCUCUCCUUCUAUUCAACAGCUCUGCAGUCAGAUGCUGUAACACUAAAUUAUAUGAUACUUAUACUAUAUGUUUAUCUAUAUGGUUACAAAGCGUUAGUAUACAUUACAGAGUAAUGAACUUUUACAAACUUGGAACUUUUUAAUUAAUACAUUAUAAAAAACAAAAUUGUCUUGUGUUACAACAAAAAGAGCAAAACACCAGCAUUAAUACUAGCAUGGAAAUAGAGGCAAAAAGAAGGAUAUGAAUGUUUAUGUGUAAAGUCUGACAGGCAGUGUUACUAUGAUUAUUAGCUGGUUCUUGGGCAGACCCUUCUGGUAAUCCAGCGGCAGGAUCCUGUGUUCUCAUUGCCAUGGCCCAGGUUUGUUUGGUGAGUUUGAGUUAUACCUAUACAGUUUGAGUUUGAUGACACAGGAUGUUAAGGUGACAAGGCAUCUUAUUAGGCAAGUGGAUAGGUCAGACACAGCCAGUGUGUUGUUGUCAUGAAGGGGAUAAAGGAUCUUAGUGCAUCUGAGAUUUGAAGUGAUCUGUACUAUAAAUAGGUGCUAUAAAUAUUUUAUCCUAUUAUAUGCUGUAAUGACACAAAAAAUGUGAGUAGAAUAUACAGUAAAUAAAUGCUAACUGCCCUUGAAUCUGCUUCAGUCUCCUAUUCCUGACAGCAGGAGCAAGUAAAAGUCAUAUAUUGAACCUACAUGUGUAUUUAUGUACUAAAGACAAUUCCAUCUUUCACUGAAAGUGAGUUGUCAAAGUUUGAUUAAAGUGUGUUGAUCCUUAAAUGUGGACACUAUAGCGAGUAAUACGUAGCUAUGAAAGAAGUCCUCUAUAAUAUUUUUAUAUCUUAAUAAUCCAUCUUAAUAAUAAACAAACAAAAAAAAACAUGUUGUUUAACAUUAUGGUGAAGUGUAUACACAACAAAUUGGCCAUACCUACUGUGCAAACAUGACUUGUGCUGUCACCACAUACAGAACUAGACUUUUUUUCUGUCAUUUUGGCUUACAGGAGGGUUACAGGAAAAUAAACCUGGUGAACCACAUUGCGCUGGAAGUGCUCAUAUAACUGUGACAUG